AUGCGCGAGGUCAAAUCGUCCUCGACUGAUGAGACAUUCGACGACGAGGAAAUCCAGUGGCUUUACUAUCCAGAAGUCGAAAAAUUGCUCCUGGACAAUGUCCCUGGCGCUCGAUUGAUUUUCCUCUUCGACCAAACUAUCCGGCGAUCGAAUGCCAAUGCCGCACGCCAGCCAGUGAAUCAAGUCCAUACUGACCAGACAGCACGUUCUGCAGAGUUGAGAGUACGCCGACAUGCAGCAAAUGAUUCACAGGCAGGGGAAUAUCUCCUCCGAGGUCGCUAUUAA
Penicillium manginii is the source of this 285-nucleotide messenger RNA. RefSeq lists its product as uncharacterized. Lineage: Eukaryota; Fungi; Ascomycota; Eurotiomycetes; Eurotiales; Aspergillaceae. The transcript has a single exon. Bases 1 to 285 code for a protein of 94 amino acids. Gene Ontology annotation, molecular function: oxidoreductase activity. The record is from RefSeq and is a predicted model, not a curated record.